Molecule: messenger RNA, 1302 nt
Organism: Oldenlandia corymbosa var. corymbosa
Lineage: Eukaryota; Viridiplantae; Streptophyta; Magnoliopsida; Gentianales; Rubiaceae
Source: the annotation of a GenBank genome assembly
AUGGGAUCAGCAGGUUCAUUGGUCAAUUUUUCCGACGGUACAGCUGCCACAAAAUUCACAAUUCAAAUUGAUCUCUUCGCGUCUAUUGAGUUUACGGUCUAUUUCUGCGAUCGUGUUGAGGUUCUUCUCAGAUUUCUUUCCUUGAUUAGAGAUAAAGUGAUUUCAAAAACUGAUAUAUCAGCUCAAAAGCACAGACAGAAAUUCUUCAUGGAGAACAUUUACGGCGGCGAUGGUGGAAGCGGUGCGAGAGCUCCGAAGCUCAAAUCCUUGACCGGUAACGUUACUCCUCCGACUUUAAGUCCGCAGAACUUGAUCGGUCGAAGCUUUUGGCACCGUCAUCAUCAUCUCCACUCGCCGAAGACUUCGAUUUUGGAUCCUUAUGCAUCAUCCGACAGCUGCUCUGAUUUUUCCAGUCAGGACUCGCCGCUAAUUCGCUACCUCACCUCGAGCUCCGGUAGCGGCAUCGGAUCAAGCAGCCGCAGCAGAGGAGGAAAAAGCUUAUCGCCGCUGCCUCUCUCUUCAAUUGAAAACUUCGAGAUGACACCGCCGAGAUCGAAACCGGCGUUCAAUUUUCCGGUGAAAAUUGAGGAGGACGUGAUCGUCAUGGACGGCAUUCUCGUCGACUCCGGCGAAAUUCGCGCGCCAAAAUCCAAUUCUGGUCCAAGAAUGAAGUCUACUCUAACAUCACCGGACACCGGUGGGAGGCUGCUGCCUUCAAUGCCCUCGCCGUUGACAACCGGUAAAGAGAACAACAACUUUUACAAGAAGGAGAACUGCCGGUCAAACGAAGAAAUUAUCUCUAAUCGCUUCGGCCCCAAAUGCCAGGUUGCACACGGCUGGGAAGAGGUGCGUUCAAGUCGUUUCAUCAACAAGACCAAAUUGGAGGCACAGCCCUGCCAGUUGUUCAUAGCAGGAGUAUGCCCAUAUGGCUCAAAGUGCCGUUAUCUCCACACUAAUCAAGUCAACGAAGUUUUGCCAUCUUUGGAAGCAUCGACCCCAUCAAAGGUUUUGCCAUCAAUGGAAGCAUCUUCUACUCCAUCAAAGGUUUUGCCUGCACCGACUAGAAAAGUUUCACCAAUCAAUCCAGAAAUCAGGUCAGACGGUGGGCGCAGCUUUGGUGACAACACCCCUGCGAACAAAGAUUGGUGUCCCCUGGAUGAUGGUAUAAAGAUUACUAGGCUGCCUGGUUUGGGCGACAAAACUCCCUCAAAGGAAGAGGUUAAUGCCCGCAUAAAGUCGGUUCUCCAUGGCCCUUCUGUGAAGAAAAGGCUAUCAGUCUUCACUGAGUUUUGCCCGGAGUAG